This is a messenger RNA of Notodromas monacha, 776 nucleotides long. The record is from the annotation of a GenBank genome assembly. NCBI's taxonomy places the organism in Eukaryota, Metazoa, Arthropoda, Ostracoda, Podocopida, Cyprididae.
AGCAUUGGCCUUCAAGAGGAUCUGCCCAAAAGCAGCAUGCGGGGAAAUCGUUGAUGAGAAAACCGGUGUUGAAAUGAGAAAGAAGAAAGUACUUACUUACGGUACUUAAAUUAUAGAACUCCGUUGUUCUCCCUUUUUUAUUUUGUUUCUUUAGCCUCCCCCUUGCUUAUUUUUUUUUACCAGGACAUAUGUAUAUGUAUAUAUAUGCUGGUCCCUCGAUGAGGCGUCGUCGACGAUGACGAGCUGGACAUGUGUCAGUACGUGUCUGGUCGCUUUUUGUGUCGUCGUUGGCGUCACCGACGCGUUGAUUUGGUGCGAAUCGUGCGGCAGCCCAAGCGAAUGCCGUCAUGGGCCAGUGCAGGAUAUUCGAUGCUUUCACAGCAACUCCUGCAUGGUCCGAUUCGAUCCCGCGAAUCACGGCGCCGUGACGAAGAAGGGUUGCGGAGGGACACAGUUCAACGCGCAUUGCAAAAGCUUUAUGAUGCCAGGGAUCAAGGAUCCCGUGACCGAAUGUUACUGCGGCCCGUACGACUUAUGCAACAGCGCCGCCAUGACAGUGUCACCAUCCUCUUCACUGACUGUGGCUCUUUGUGCAGCUCUUUCGGGUCUCGCUGCGACGAUGGCUGCUCCCUACUUUAACUCCUAUCACUGUUUCUGAUGAUGAUAUAGAGGCGUUAUAGCUCGGAGAAUAAAUUUGGGAGAUUGCAAAUUUGCAUGAAUUUUAUGGCCAGUUAUAUACAGAACAGUGUUCCACAACCAUUUUGGUCCCAUGGAUG